Cydia strobilella is the source of this 2766-nucleotide messenger RNA. RefSeq lists its product as uncharacterized. The record is from RefSeq and is a predicted model, not a curated record. Lineage: Eukaryota; Metazoa; Arthropoda; Insecta; Lepidoptera; Tortricidae. The coding region runs from base 1 to 2721 and encodes 906 amino acids. The transcript has 16 exons.
AUGUUGCGUUUGAUUGUAACAACCUACUUGGAACAGAAUUCAGCAGAUGAGUAUGUACCUAUCGAUCACGUCGUGGACGGGCGCAGCAAGAGGCGCGUGCGGCUGCUGAACCCCUACGUGUUGCGCCUGCGUCGCGACGCGCCGCUCGAAGCGUACAGGUUGAAGUUUAUCGAAGUAAAUACCAUUACCUAUUAUUCUCUUUACGAUAAGCUUUCCAGCGCAGAUACUGAAAUUGAAAACCUCCUAACCGAAAAUAAGACACUGAAAAGUACUAUAGAAAAGCUAACAUCGAAGGUAUCUAAUUUGGAACAAAUCUGCAAAUCUAGCACGAAGAAACGUAAAAAGAGCCCUAACAAGUCCAUACUCGUUUUCACGCCGAACGCGAACGCUACUAAACAUAAUGACAGUUUUAAUGGCCUGACCGCAGAUGAAACAUCCCGAACAGUUACAGAAUUAGUCCAGAAUUUAGAACAUGGGGUAAAAGCGCCAUUAACACAAAAUCAGGGUAUUGAUAUGCAAACAGAUGUGACUGUACAGUCGGAUGUCGUGGUACAUACACAAACUGCUGUCGCCGUGCCAACAGAUGUCGCUUCAGAAGAACCAGAAAAGACGGACAAAACCACGCAGGUUGAAAAAUUGUCAACAGAUGGCGCGCGUAAAGAGUUAGACGUUCCAAUUAGAAAACAGGCCAAUAGAAUAUUGAUUAUUAUUUUGUUAUUUUUAUAUUUCAUGAAUCAUGAUACUUGUAAGGCAACCGAUGAUAUUGAAAAAUGUGACAAAAACGAAAUCAUUAACAUAAGAAAGGAAACGGACAGUGCUGUUUUGAAUGACAUUAAAACGAACUGGAACUGUAAACCUCAACCACAAUGCAGAUAUAAAGAUAAUGAUUAUGUUGGUAACCAGGAGAGAGAAUUCGCUUUGUAUAAAAUAGAAAAACCUACUUUAUGGUUUUACGUUCAUGUUCAUCUGUUUGAGAAAUUAAGUACCCUUAAAGGAAACACUCUUUGGAACGACAUUACAAAAGGCAUGCCAGUCAGUGUUAGUUCGAUAUCACCGGAGUGGAGCAGCCCAGGAAUGAACGUGCGGUACAAGCCAGUCGAUAGUGUAGCGAGAGAAGAUUUUAUUCUACCUAAGAGUAGUUUAAGUUUAUUAGUGCCGCUAUUAGAAGAGAAUGUGAACGCGAUAUCAAACAACAUGGAUUCAUUUGACGACGCCAACUAUUUGCUGAUACCAACAGAAGAUGUUUUAGAUGUGGAUAAGACUGAUAAAUCAUCAACGACUCUUGCGAAUGUUUCUUCCAAUGGUAAAAAAGAGGGUCGACGAAAAGUAAUUGUGCGUGUUGCAAGAGCUUUAAACAAUGACAUGGCAGACAAAUUAACUGUUGUAAAUCAGGCAUCGAACAAGUUUUUAACAACGCGGCAUCGGGGCACACGCCACGCUCAAGUUGAUUUGGAAGCACGAGCAGAUGACAAUCAGCUAGUUCACGAAAGUGCACCCGGCCGAAUUGCAAUAAUUGUUGCUGAUAAUACUAGAGGCAGUCGAUCAACGUUGACGGUGCAAGUAACAAACACGGGGCUCUUCGUGGCGCGAUUUAGAGCACAAAUACGAGAUUGUGAUUCGGAUCUGAUAAAGCUCUCAGAAAAGCAGGAAGAGGACAUUACCUCUGAGGCAGUGUCUUUGCCACCACGGCACACGCAGCGAAUGCAGCUGCGCCUGCCAGCGUUCCCUCCCGGCGAGAAUGCCGAACUCCAGCACUUGCACAGGUCCUUCAUCUUCCUCAUAAGCUGCGAUGGUCGCUGGUCACCCAGCUCCAUGUCUGACAUCAACUGCUUUUACCUCUUAAAUGAGGACGGCGAGUCGGUUGCAGUUCGGGAUGCGCUCAUAAAGAAAGGCGAGCACUGCUACUGCGUGUGGCAUUGCGACUGCAUCUGUUACGGCGACAACCCCCGGUUGCCGUGCCGGGAGAUGUCUGCGGCGAGGCAAGACGCCGCGGGCUUGCCGGCACGGAACGGCGCCCGCUACGCUCGCGCUUGCCGCUAUCCUGAUGUGACAACGAUUAACAUUGCGGUCGUUAUUAUUGGUGUUGUUGGGAUGUUACUCUUUCUCGGUGUGUUGAAAGGUCUGUUGGGCCUGGUAUGGCCGCGGGCCGGCGUGUGGGGCCUGGACUGGAUCCUCGAGGAGCCGAGACCUAUGGACCGCUAUCGCGAGCGCUGCUUGCGCGCUCGCCGGGUGGUGUACGACACCAAGGGUUGGCCGGUGCAUCCGGACACUCGCAAGAAGACAGUCAGAGUGGUCAGCUUACCGGUGGAGUUUAUUUUGAAUGUUGUAUUUUUUAUGGUUACUCCUGGGUUGGUAGCAGUAGACACAUUAAAGCAUUUAACGAAAGGCAAGUCAUGGCACGCAUCUGAAGCCGUCGGCAACAACAAAGCAAAUCUGCCCAAACGUUCGCAGGAAACAUUAAGCCGCCGUCACCAAUCGCAGGGCCACAAGCUGUUCACGCGCCACCAGCGGCUGCCGCGACGCAAUUGGAUGACGCCCGGGGCCGAGCACCUCGCAACGAUGUUAUUUCCUUUGGUGCAACACGAUCACCAGCGGCCUGAGUUAGGCCCUGGCCUUGCAUCGGAGAGUAAUUCUGACCAAGAAGACACAGCGUUUGUUCUCAUGCGCAUGAAAGAGAGUUCGGAGUCACUUGCUGUAAGCUUACAAAGAUCAUUCGAAUAGAUACCUAUCUAAAUAAUAUUAAAACUGCUGUAGAUCCUACUGCAA